Molecule: messenger RNA, 943 nt
Organism: Paramuricea clavata
Lineage: Eukaryota; Metazoa; Cnidaria; Anthozoa; Malacalcyonacea; Plexauridae
Source: the annotation of a GenBank genome assembly
AUGUUUAAUGAAUAUUUUGCUUCCAUCUUUACGUCUGACUCUGACAGUAAUUGUGAACGCCAAGAUCAUUCACAAGUUAUUACAAUUGAUAACAAUGCAUUAUCGGAGGAAGAAGUUAUGGCUGUGAUAAUAAACUUAGAUAGCAAUAAAGCACGAGGUCCAGACAACAUUCCAGCUCGUUUGUUGAAAGAAACAGCCAUGCAGAUUACCCCAUCACUCUGUGCACUAUUUAACAAGUCUCUACGUGUUGGUGUUCUUCCUAGUGUCUGGAAGCUUGCAAACGUGGUCCCUGUCCAUAAACAUGGAGAGAAGACUUACGUCGAAAACUAUCGACCAAUUUCGCUGCUAUCACUCAUCUCCAAGGUUCUUAAACGUUGUAUAUUCAAUAACAUCAAAUAUCACGUUUACGAGCUGAUAAAUCCUUGUCAGAAUGGUUUUAUGCCUGGGAAAUCGUGCAUCACUCAGCUUAUUGAAGUUCUCGAACAGAUAGGCCGUGAGUUGGAUCGCGGCAAGCAGAUUGACGUACUUUAUUUGGACAUGUCGAAGGCGUUCGAUAGAAUAAGUCACGCGGAGUUAAUACAUCGUGUUCGCGAAUUCGGAUUUGGAGGGAGCGUUCUCGAUUGGUUCAAUUCUUAUCUGACCAAUCGAUACCAGCAAACAACCGUUCUCGAAGCAACGUCGAAACCACUCCCGGUAACAUUAGGAGUGCCACAGGGGUCCAUCCUCGGUUCGUUGUUGUUCUUGCUGUACGAGAAUCAUCUCUCCAAUGCUGUGACUAAUUCAAACAUUGCUACAUUUGCUGAUAAUACCAAAAUCUUCAAGACCAUCAAUUCCAUCUCUGAUGCAGCUGCUCUGCAGUGUGACCUGUCAAAAUUUGAGAAAGGCUCGACCAACGGGAACCUGGAAUUAAAUGCAAGCAAAUGCAAAGUGUUAAGAGUCACCC